Molecule: messenger RNA, 246 nt
Organism: Symbiodinium pilosum
Lineage: Eukaryota; Dinophyceae; Suessiales; Symbiodiniaceae
Source: the annotation of a GenBank genome assembly
GGCCUCAUCCACGGUGAGAUUGACGCUGCAGCGCUGCGAGCGGAGAAAGCCCGGGGGCUUGGCAAAGGGGACGCGCCAGCAGCGGCUUCUAAGCUUGUGGCUGUAGAUGCUGGGUGUGGACCAGGUCUUUGGCUCGAUGCUUUGAGCAAAAGCUUCGGCCGAGUUGUGGGCAUCGAUCAAUCGCCAAACUUGUUAGACAAGGCGAAGGAGGACAAUGAGCAUCUUCUCCAUGACAAGCACGCCAAG